Messenger RNA from Talpa occidentalis (Iberian mole), 2202 nucleotides. RefSeq names its product claudin 23 (gene CLDN23). The transcript has a single exon. The record is from RefSeq and is a predicted model, not a curated record. Gene Ontology annotation, biological process: cell adhesion; bicellular tight junction assembly. The coding region runs from base 1 to 879 and encodes 292 amino acids. Gene Ontology annotation, molecular function: structural molecule activity. NCBI's taxonomy places the organism in Eukaryota, Metazoa, Chordata, Mammalia, Eulipotyphla, Talpidae. Gene Ontology annotation, cellular component: plasma membrane; bicellular tight junction.
AUGCGGACGCCGGUGGUGAUGACCCUGGGCAUGGUGCUCGCGCCCUGCGCGCUGCUGCUCAACCUGACCGGCACGCUCACGCCCGGCUGGCGAAUGGUGAAGGGCUUCCGCGACCAGCCGGUGGACGUGGUGCUGUACCAGGGCCUGUGGGACAUGUGCCGCGAGCAGAGCAGCCGCGAGCGCCAGUGCGGCCAGAAGGACGAGUACGACUACUUCGGCGCCCAGCCCGUGCUCGUGGCGCGGGGACUCACGGUCACGUCCCUGGCCACCACGGCCCUGGGGCUGCUGCUGGCGACGCUCGGGGUGCGGUGCUGGCAGGACGAGCCGCACUUCGUGUUGGCCGGGCUCUCCGGCUUCGUGCUGUUCGUCGCGGGCCUCUUAAACCUCAUCCCGGUCUCCUGGUACAACCACUUCUUGGCGGACCGCAACGUUCUGCCCGCCGCGCCCAGCCCGGUCACGCUGCAGGUCGGCUACAGCCUGGUGCUGGGCUAUCUGGGCAGCUGCCUGCUGCUGCUGGGCGGCUUCUCGCUGGCGCUCAGCCUGGCGCCCUGGUGCGAGGAGCGCUGCCACCGCUGCCGGAAGGCGCCCGCCUCCACCCAGCGCCGCAGUAGCAUCAGCACCGUGUACGUCGACUGGCCGGAGCCCGCGCUCACGCCCGCCAUCAAGUACUACAGCGGGGGCCAGCACCGGCCGCGGCCCGCCGAGCACCGGGCCACCAGCAAGAUCAAGGCCGGCUUUCCUAUGCCUCGGCCUCCGCCCAAGGCCUACACCAACCCGGUGGAUGUGCUGGAUGGGGAGAAGGGAGCCAGCUCCCGUGGCACAUCGUCGCGCAGCACCCAGCUGUACCACAGCUCGCUGCCCUGUGACUCUGACCUGUAGAUGGCAUCCCCUGCCCGCUCUGGGCCGACCCUGUCUGGAUAAGGACUCACCCCACCAGGGUUCACCCCCGAACUUGUCUGUUACCUGGGUGCUGGAAAUGCCUGGCUCGGCGUCAGAAGCCAGGACUUGUUCCUGCAAACUGGUUUGGAGGGCGAGCUUUCCUGUGAUUAAGCUAGACUCCUUGGACGACUCGUUCAGGCUGGGGUUGGCUUUUGUUUUAUACAGUUGUUUCCUGGCUCCCCUAAUGGAGGAAUCGGCUCAUUAUUUUAGCUAGAGAAGAUACAGAAAGUGGAGUGUUGCAGUGACCAGGGACAACAACAAAUAAGUCAAAAUCAGCAAAUAGAGGCUCAAAAGCUGUCUUAACACCUCCAAGUAACAAUAUUCUGAGAUGCCCAUGAAACUUUCAUUAAUGUGAUUACAUAUUUUUUCUGUUGUAUAAUUUUCAUGCAAAUUCUCAGGAGACCAAUAUAUUUCUGUCUAUAUUUGAAUGAGGUUCUUAAAAUAUAAACACAGAACUAUGCAAAUAGCAGCAGUGUUAGUGACUUUUAUGGAAAGAAAUAAUUUGAUUAACUCACAUUUACAUUUUUCCAUGUGCACAUAGCAGUUAUCUUUUUCACCACUUACUUUUGGGGUAAAAGUUGAUAUCACUCCAGAUUUUCUCUUCUAGAAGCCAGGAGACUAAAGAGACUAAUGCUAUACUGUUCUAUGCCUUGGCUACCUCACCCUGGACUUAGAGGAAUAUAGAUUAAACACUUGGUCCCAAAUGGAACCUGUUAAUCACAUUCUAUUAAAGUGCCUAUGUGUGCGUAUUAUUUAUAAUUAAAAUUUAGAAAACAAGAGUUUGAGUACACCUAAGGAAGCUUUAAUUGUCUCAAGUACAACCUGAGGGAGUUUACACAGUCAUUAGUUUCCUGGCUGCCUUGGCACUGUUUCUGAAAUCCUGCCCUCAGAUCUUUGCACCUGUUAGCAUAAGCUUACUAAAAGCAGCCAACAGGCCCCACUUAAAUCCCGAUUGCUUUAUUUUCAGUUUCCUGCUGUUUUCUAUGCAAAACUUCUAUUGUUGAAAAAACUAGAAGCACCAGUUUCCACUUGAGGAGAGACUAGAAAUCUUUUCCUUUUGUAACAGUGGUGUUUAAAAUCACAGGUAGGCAGCUCUGUGUUCCAUGAACAGAACUGAAUCUCCAGCAGGACUGGCUCUAAUUCCAAGGGGAUGAUUUAAGGGUGCUUUUAACUGAACUGAAUCUCACCUUUAAAAGCUGUCUCUGGUAGCCAAUUCCGAGGUAGGAACAUUCAGUUCAAUAAGUAAGUGUGCUCUGUAGUGGA